UUAACUUGCUUGUGUUCUUCUUCUCAGGCGAGUAAGAAGGCCUCCAAUAAGAGACAGAGGGGAGGACAGAAGUCUUGCUCCAAUGUCUUCUCCAUGUUUGAGCAGUCCCAGAUACAGGAGUUCAAGGAGGCCUUUGGAUGUAUUGACCAAGACAGAGAUGGGGUCAUAAAAAAACAGGACCUGAAGGAGACCUAUGGACAGCUGGGGAAGGUUAAUGUCAAAGACGAGGAGCUGGACGAGAUGCUGAAUGAGGGGAAGGGUCCCAUCAACUUCACCGUGUUCCUCACUCUUUUUGGGGAGAAACUAAACGGCACUGACCCUGAAGACACCAUACUUGCUGCCUUCAAACUGUUUGACCCCAAUGGGACGGGCUUUGUCAACAAGGAUGAGUUUAAGCGGUUGCUGAUGAAUCAGGCUGAUAAAUUCACAGCAGAUGAGGUGGAGGAGGCCUUCGCUCUCGCUCCCAUCGACCCGACUGGCAACAUCGACUACAAGUCCCUCUGCUACAUCAUCACGCACGGAGAUGAGAAGGAAGAAUCCUAA
Messenger RNA from Cyclopterus lumpus (lumpfish), 543 nucleotides. Its product is annotated as myosin regulatory light chain 2, atrial isoform-like. Gene Ontology annotation, biological process: heart contraction; cardiac muscle tissue development. The record is from RefSeq and is a predicted model, not a curated record. The transcript has 6 exons. Gene Ontology annotation, molecular function: calcium ion binding. Bases 94 to 543 code for a protein of 149 amino acids. Gene Ontology annotation, cellular component: myofibril; cytoplasm. NCBI's taxonomy places the organism in Eukaryota, Metazoa, Chordata, Actinopteri, Perciformes, Cyclopteridae.